AUGCCUGGGCGAAACCCUAACCUGACUGAUCACCAGGCCACCGGCUCCCUGGGAGACAUCCUCCUGAAAUCUCUCCUCUCAGAACCAGCCUUCAAAGUGGCCAUCCUCACUCGCGAGUCCUCAAGGGGCCGCACCAGCAUCCCGCCAGCAGCGAGAGUAAUCACAACCGUAGAUUCCUACCCGCAGAAGAUAUGCUUCUCUGUCGCAGAGCAGCUGAAGUUCAUUGACACAGCUGUAGCAGCUGGGGUCAAGCGGUAUAUCCCGUCCGAGUACGGGCUCGACAACAAUAACUUUGCUGCGCGAGAGCUCUCGCCUGUCUUCCGAGAUAAGGGGCGGGUGCAGGAUUAUGUGCGGCUGAAGGAGGACACUGGUUUAACCUGGACGGCGAUUGCGUGUGGGAUGUGGAUUGGAUGCUCCACGGCAAACCAGAUUGUUAUUCUGAGCGACUUUGCCACGACGCAGGUCGAGCUCGUUGAGACGAUCGAAAGGCUUACCAGUGAAACGUGGCGACGCGAGUCUGUCGACCCUUCGCUGGCUGAGGGCUGGAGCAAGGGCGAUACCGCAGCUGGGCAUGGAUUAACCAAUAUCGGAUUCACCAAGGGGACGUAUGGUGGGCACUUUGAGCCGCUUUACCAACUGAGAAAUUGGGAACUGGCACUACCAACAAGAGAUCUUGAGGGAGUGGUCAGAGAGGCGUUGCGGGAGGUUGGGCAUCGGGAUUUGACAGAAAAAGGGGCAAGGCAGAUCAAGAAUGGUGCAUUGAUUCUCGCUCAGAGAAGUACUGUCCCUGAACUACGGGAGUAG
Messenger RNA from Aspergillus nidulans FGSC A4, 804 nucleotides. RefSeq lists its product as uncharacterized. The record is from RefSeq and is a predicted model, not a curated record. The transcript is spliced from 4 exons. The coding region runs from base 1 to 804 and encodes 267 amino acids. Lineage: Eukaryota; Fungi; Ascomycota; Eurotiomycetes; Eurotiales; Aspergillaceae.